AAGGCGUGUGUCCUCCACAAUUCCUCUUCUCUCAUCAUCAUCAUCUCUUUCAUCCUUCUUCUUCAAACCAAACCUCAAUUCUUUUCUUUUCUUUUCUUUUUUUCCUUCCCAAAAAUGAAUCCCAACAAACUAAACCUAAGUAAUUUGGAGCAACAAUCUACUUUAGAGAUCCAAACAAAGGAAUUCGACUACUCGAAACGUGCACAAUGGCUACGCGCCGCGGUACUUGGCGCCAACGACGGUCUCGUCUCAACCGCGUCGCUUAUGAUGGGAGUUGGAGCUGUGAAGCAAGACAUCAAAGCCAUGAUCCUCACCGGUUUCGCCGGGCUAGUCGCCGGGGCGUGUAGUAUGGCGAUCGGCGAGUUUGUGUCUGUUUACUCUCAACUAGACAUUGAAAUGGCUCAAAUAAAAAGAGAGAAAUUACAAAGAAGUAGUAAUAUGGAAGGAGUAGUAGUACAAGGGCAAGAGAUCAGCAAAGAUGAAGAAAAACUACCAAAUCCACUCCAAGCAGCUGCAGCCUCUGCCUUGGCAUUCUCUUUAGGAGCAAUUGUCCCAUUGUUGGCAGCUUCCUUUAUAAGAGAAUAUAAAGUAAGGCUCGCGGUGGUCGUAGCGGCGGUGACGUUAGCUCUCGUCGUGUUCGGGUGGUUAGGUGCCGUCCUUGGAAAAGCAUCACCAAUCAAAUCGGCGACUAGAGUGUUGGUUGGAGGUUGGUUGGCUAUGGCUAUAACCUUCGGCUUGACAAAGCUAAUCGCAGCCAGUGGUCUCUAGCUAUAGUUAGUUAUGUUAAGUUAAGCUAGAACAACGCACAUAACGCACGUAACUGACGGUUUUAUACUACAGAUAAAAGGUGACGACAUUGAAUAAUUUUUUUUUUUUUAUAUUAUGUAUUAGUUGUCUUUAAAUUCAUCCAAAAACAAAAAGAGUGGAAAAAAAUCUAAAAAAUGUUAGUUUGUUUUGUGUACAUUUGAAAGGAAAAAAAAGUGGGUGGCGUGUAGAAUUCAUAAGUUUGUUUGAAUUAGAAAGAAAAGCAAUAACGCAAAAUCAAAAAGCUAAAAAAAAUGUUUUGUUUGAUGAA
Messenger RNA from Benincasa hispida (wax gourd), 1075 nucleotides. RefSeq names its product vacuolar iron transporter homolog 4-like. Lineage: Eukaryota; Viridiplantae; Streptophyta; Magnoliopsida; Cucurbitales; Cucurbitaceae. The record is from RefSeq and is a predicted model, not a curated record. Gene Ontology annotation, molecular function: manganese ion transmembrane transporter activity. Gene Ontology annotation, biological process: intracellular manganese ion homeostasis.